AUGAAAUUUGCAAAGGAUUUAGAACAGGAAUUGGUCCCUGAAUGGCGAGCCAAGUAUCUCAAUUACAAGCAAGGGAAGAAGAAGAUCAAGGCCAUAACUCGCGCCCUGCGAGCGAUUGACCAGGCGCCGCGUACUCCCAGUCGCCGUGCCUUUGGCCUUUCAGGGAGCGAUGGAACGCCUCAGUCUACACGCCCUCCCUUUCGUCACCUCGGAUCAUUUCGCAGGAUGAGGUCGAAAGCUCCUUCACGGAGCAGACGGGAGCCUGAAACUCUAGAUGGCGAACGCAGCCCUACAGACGUUCGACCCCAGGAGACGUCGUUUCCUGAGACACAACCUCUCAGGACACCGGGUUCGCGGUUUGCGGACCAUACUGGUGGCUAUGGCAGUAUUAUAUCUGCUCACUCUCGUUCCGCUACGCUUCCAUCCUUGGAACUCCCGGAUCCAGCUCUGGACCCCAACGACACAAACUUUCCCCCCCACUCCCAAAUGUUUCAAUCGCAUUCGCCGCAGUCAAGUGCACAAUCCAAGCCCCCACGAGCUCAAAAUCGUAGAAGCCUGCCGCAUUCUAUACUACCAGGACCCAGGAAUCCUUUCAGAUCCAGGAGUGACUCUGUUCCUGCUCCUCGGCCCGUUCGUAAAAAUUCAUUUCUGCAGCGGAUGUUUGUCUCUAGGCUACCACAUGAUUCCCCAGCCACAAAACCUCCUGCUGAAGCGUUCAUAGAGGUGAGACACAGAGAAAAUGAAUUUUUCUCCUUUCUUGAUAAGGAACUAGCGAAAAUCGAAGCUUUUUAUCGGAUGAAGGAGGAGGAGUCAACUGAAAGAUUGAAACUUCUCAAGGAACAGCUACAUGUAAUGCGUGACUCCAGGAUUGAGCAGUUAAGAAGUAAGGCCCGGUCACGGAUUCAGGGAGAACGGCUGCCGAAUUCAAAUACCAUGUCAACCCUUGAAACUGGUCCAAGCGCUGCAAAAUGGAAAGGAGCUCUCAAGAAGACUGACCCUUCAUCUGACCUAAAUAAACUGUCAAAAGAGCUGGAAGAGCUUCCAACACCAGGGUCUACUUUACACCGCUCCCAUGACACCGAGGAAUAUCGAGACUUUGUACGUAAAAAGGAGCAUGAUGUUCCUUACCGAUCUGCAAAGCGAAAGCUGAAGGUUGCAAUCCUUGAGUAUUACCGUGGACUGGAGCUAUUAAAAGCUUAUGCUUACCUAAAUCGGAAGGCCUUUCGAAAAAUUAAUAAAAAGUAUGACAAGGCUACAAACGCUCGGCCUACCGGGAGAUAUAUUGCCGAAAAAGUCAAUAAAGCUUGGUUCGUGCAGAGUGAUCUUGUGGAAAAUCAUCUUGUAGCAGUUGAAGACUUAUAUACGAGAUAUUUCGAGCGUGGCAAUCGAAAAGUUGCUGUCACUAAGCUCCGUGGCAAGGCGACGAGAUCGCAAGACUAUUCUUCUAAUUCCUUUAGGAACGGGUUACUGUUCGCUGCUGGCCUUGUGCUUGGUAUUCAAGGGCUUGUAUAUGCUGUCCAACAUCUAUUCAAUCAUGGCAACAAUAGUAGCGGAGCUCUACGUGUUCAAACGGGAUAUUUACUUCAGGUAUGA
Messenger RNA from Ophidiomyces ophidiicola, 1593 nucleotides. Its product is annotated as Xenotropic and polytropic retrovirus receptor 1. Lineage: Eukaryota; Fungi; Ascomycota; Eurotiomycetes; Onygenales; Onygenaceae. The transcript has 3 exons. The coding region runs from base 1 to 1593 and encodes 530 amino acids. Gene Ontology annotation, molecular function: inositol hexakisphosphate binding. Gene Ontology annotation, cellular component: Golgi apparatus; plasma membrane; cytoplasm. The record is from RefSeq and is a predicted model, not a curated record. Gene Ontology annotation, biological process: phosphate ion transport; cellular response to phosphate starvation.